Molecule: messenger RNA, 4655 nt
Organism: Polistes canadensis
Lineage: Eukaryota; Metazoa; Arthropoda; Insecta; Hymenoptera; Vespidae
Gene: Hnf4
Product: hepatocyte nuclear factor 4-gamma
Exons: 8
Coding region: 114-1715 (533 amino acids)
Biological process (GO): cell differentiation; regulation of transcription by RNA polymerase II; anatomical structure development
Cellular component (GO): nucleus
Molecular function (GO): nuclear steroid receptor activity; zinc ion binding; nuclear receptor activity
Source: RefSeq, a predicted model, not a curated record
CGUGCUAAUCGUUGUGUUUUUGUUUUUAUUUUAAUGGUUGUUUAUCAAAAACUAAAAAAGAUUCAUGUUACGUGUACACGUUAUUUUUAUUAUUAUUAGUUUCCUAAGGCCUAAUGCUUGACAGUACAUCUAACGCUUUUUACUUCGAUGGAGAACAGUUGACACCAUCAGUACAAGAAAUGAGACUAGAGGACAAUGUAUUAUCUUUUUUUGAUAAUCAAGAAUUGGAAGAAAAAUUGUCACUUAACGAACAACCGGCACCACCAACAGUUGACCAUUUCAAUAAUCGAAUCUCAGGGAUUGGUACGUUCACGAUGGGCCUAUCAGAUAACGAUUUGAGAAUGGGUACUGGAGGAGCUGCAACGGGCUCGGUUUUGGGUCUUCCAAAUACUGGUGUUACUAAUACCAUAUCUCAGCAUUGUGCAAUAUGCGGUGAUCGAGCUACGGGAAAACAUUAUGGUGCAGCUUCCUGCGAUGGUUGUAAAGGUUUCUUUAGAAGAUCAGUCAGGAAAAAUCAUCUCUAUUCAUGCCGUAUAUCUAUACUUGACAGAUUCCACAGGAAUUGCAUUGUUGACAAGGACAAACGUAAUCAAUGCAGAUAUUGCAGACUUCGAAAAUGUUUCAAAGCUGGCAUGAAAAAAGAAGCUGUCCAAAAUGAAAGGGAUAGAAUAAGCUGUAGAAGGCCCAGUUAUGAAGAACAAGCUAACAAUACUAGUGGACUAUCUACUAAUACGUUAUUUCAAGCUGAACUGCUUAGUAGACAAGUAGGAUCAACCUUAGAGGCAGCAGUCAACGAAACUGAUCUUAGUACGAAGCAGAUAGCGAACAUAACCGACGUGUGCGAUAGCAUGAAGCAGCAAUUGCUGAUCCUCGUCGAGUGGGCCAAAUACAUUCCAGCAUUUACUGAGCUCACGCUAGACGACCAAGUGGCAUUAUUAAGGGCGCAUGCAGGCGAACACCUACUACUUGGUGUUGCAAGACGCAGUAUGCACCUUAAGGACGUAUUAUUGCUCGGAAAUAAUUGUAUAAUCACCAAAAAUUGUCCUGUAAUAACGUUUUCAACAGAAGGACGUAAUCAAGAAUUGGACAUCAGCAAAGUUGGUUCGAGGGUAAUUGAGGAACUUGUGAAACCGUUGAACGACAUCCAAAUGGAUGAUACCGAGUUUGCUUGUCUCAAGGCUAUCGUGUUUUUCGAUCCAUACGCGAAAGGUUUGAGCGAGCCAACAAGAAUCAAGAACAUACGUUAUCAAAUUCAAGUCAAUCUGGAGGAUUAUAUAAGCGAUCGUCAAUACGAAAGCCGUGGUCGUUUUGGGGAAAUAUUAUUGACAUUGACGGCAUUGCAAUCGAUCUCUUGGCAAAUGAUUGAACAAAUCCAAUUCGUCAGAUUGUUCGGAGUAACACACAUAGACAAUCUUCUGCAAGAAAUGCUUCUUGGUGGUGCAGCUACCGAAUUGAACGGAACUUCAACGCCAAUGCAAAUACCAAAUGCACCUGGAAGUUACGUAAGCAGUAAUGAAAGUCCUACAAGUCCGUUGACACCUUCUAAUAUUGCUGGUGGUCCAAUAAGUCCCCAAGAACAAAUAUUAUCAGCUGCCAGUCCUGUUCUUAUCAUUAGGGAUCUCGUAUCUAUCGGAGGACAGGAAGAUGUAAGCUCAGUUAGUGGUUUCAGAUUAUUUAAACAGGAACCUAAUCUUGAACCUGAAUCAACCUUCUGACUAGAUCAGGAAGAACUUAUUUAGUAAACCGAUUUUUUCAUUUUAUUCUCCUUCAUAUACAACGUUCGGAAAAUUAUUUAAUUAUACCUUUCCUAUAUUCAUCGAUCAUCACACGUGGAUGGAUGGUUUCAAACAAUUUUCUUUCGCGGUCUAAUUAAAAAAUAGAUUUAUUAUUUCUUUUUUUUUUUUCAUAUUCCAAACUUUUCAAUCCAUCCACGUAUAAUUUUACGCGUACGGAAUUUUAGAUGCUCGUAAUUUGUAGAUCUAACGCGAAAGAAAAGUAAUUAAAUACUUUUCUGUGCGUGUUACACUCAAAGAUCAUUCCCUUUUGAUAGAAAAGACAUCUUUCCUUUUUUUUAUAUUUGUUAGCAAUCAAACGGAAAGGUUUUUAAAAGAUGUAUUAUUAUCGAUCAUCGAAUUACAUGUUUACUUUAUUACGAACAUUGAAUCACGAACUACGAUAAUCUUCAAGGCCGUCUUCGAAAAAAAAAAGAAAAGGAGAAAAAAUGUGGAUUAAGAAAUAUUAUUUCAAAUCGAAAAGAGAUAAGUUUUUUACGAAAGUGACGUGAAUUAUCUAUAAGAGAUAUCGAACAACGAAAAUUGUUUAUCUCGUUUCCCGUAUCUAUCGGACAUAAUCGAAGAUGUGAGUGGCACUCUUCUUUUUCUAUUUUUUGUUUUUUCUUCGUUUCUUUUUCUUCUCUUUUUCUUUUUUUACAAUAGCUCAGUCAGUUAUGGCCGUCUUUUUAUUUUUCAAAUUAAAUUCCUCACCUGUAUAAAUAACGAUCGAUCAUUGAAAAGAUAAACGGGAUAAGAGAUAAGAUUGCAUCUCCGUCAUAAGCUGACGCCAUUUAAACGGACAUUGUUAAUCUUUUAAACUUCUUCCUUUUUCUCUUUUUUUUAUAUUCUAUUUCUCUUGAAUGAAAAAUAGUAGAAUAAGAAUUGGUAAUUAAUAAUCAAGCUAAUGAACGAUGAAAAACAUUUUUACGGUUAAUAAAAGAUGGUAUCGAAAUGUAUACAAUUCUAAUGAGACGUGCAAGAACCAAAUAUGUGAUCAUUUUUCUUUAUUAACGUCUCUUGACAAAAAAAUAUUAUAUUUUAAAUACUUUAUAUAUAUUUUGUUGCAUGUGAUUUUAAAAAUUUUGAAAUAUAUUUUUUAUAUAAUUUCGUCUAUAAUUUUAAUUAAAAAAAGAAAUACUUUUGUUAUAAAUAUAUAUCAAAUUUUUAUAUACAUUACUGGAAUUACUUAGUUACGUCUUUUAAAAUAUACAAAACAUACAAAAAAAAAAAAAAAGAAAGAAAAAUAAAAUAAAAAUAACAUAAAGAAACCAAAAAAAACAUGAAGAAAAAAAAUUUUGUAUUAAACGUUAAAGACUAUAUUUUUGUAAAUUUAAAAUUUUGAAACUAUUAAAUUUUAUGCAUGUAUAUAUAUAUUUAUAUACGUAACUAAAUAGAAUUGUAUGCAUAAACAUUGCAUUCAUGCUCGCAUAAUUAUUUAAAAAUCUUUUACUAACUAUUACUACGUUAACUUUUUCUCAUUAUUUUAUAUUUUUCUUUAAUAAACUAAUGCCAACAUUUAAAUAAUUAGAAAACUUUGAAACAUCACGGUGUUCACAAUAAGAACAUAUAUACCUCGUAUGUGCUUUGAUUAUUAUUAAUUGAAAAAAAAUCACAUUCCAAACGUAAUAAUAUUAAGAUAGAUUAAAUUAUAUUUAAGUAAUCGUUAAAUAAUUCAAAGGAAAACACGUGCAAAAUAUAUGCAAAGUGUUUUUCUUUGAAAAUAUAACAAGCCAUUACAAUGCAAUUUCUAUUAAUAAUGCUGUUAAACUAUACAUAAAUGUAUUGAUAAUCUCCUGGAAGAUAAUCGAUGCCUUAUAAACAGAGAGUCAAUGCAUUUUGUUAAGAUCAUUUCCAAAAAAAUAUCUAUAUUAACAUAAUGGCCGGAUAAAAAGCAAUAGUAUAAUAUAUAUAUAUACUUUUAUAUAAUUAUUAAAUCAAUUAUUAUAUGAUAGACAUAUGUUUCAUCAAAUGAAGGUGUGUUUGUCAGAUACACUUAUAAAAUCUUAGAAAAAACAUGAAUGAUGAUAUUCUAAAUACUGCUACUAUGCAAUAAUGUGAUAAUGAUAUUUAAAAGCACGAUACGACGCAAUAUUCCUGUUGUUACCGAUAUUGUAGUUAUUUAAAUAUUUUUUCAUAUAAAAGAAUGAUAACUUUAAUGCCACAGAACAGUGGUAUGCAAAUUGUUAAUACUUGUUGACAUGAUUGAUAAAAUGUCUACAAGUAUCGUCGCUAUGAAUUGUUUUGUUAUAUAAAUUAAUUUAAGGAUAGUCAUAAUAUCAAUUUAUUAGUGUAUGUUCUUAUAAAGUUUAUGAAAAUUUAAUUAAUUCAUACUUUGUGCACCAUUGUUGAAAAAUAUUACAUUAUAAUAGUUGAUUUUUUUAAAAAAUGCAUAAUCUAUUCUGUAUAGUAAUUUACAGCAAUUACGUUAUUAAUUUCUUAGAUUAUAAAAGAAUAUUCAUAUAUGUAUAUGUUUACUCCUACAUCAUAAAUAUAACUCUAUUAAUUUAAGAACUUAAUAAUAAGCUAAGUAUAUUUUGUAUUUUUGUACGAAAAGAUUUUAUGAACGUCGACUUUUGUAAGGUAUGAUACAAAUAUAGAAUUAAAAUAAAAGUUUUGUCAAUUGCAUAUAGCUAAUGCAUGUCUAUAAAUGGCAUGAAAGUUAUUUUAUGGCUUAACAUGAGGUAUAUAUAUUUUAACAUUACUUAGUUAUGGGUUGUGAACUAGACAUUACCAUUUUCCAUUGCCUGAGUCUUUUUAAUAUUGUUGACAGUUCAAUGGUUGACUGAUUUCGUACAAGAAAUGUAAAUACAAUUUUUAUUUGUUAUUUAAUAAUUAAACUAUAAGCAUUUGUAAUUUUAAAUAAAGGAAUAUGUCUUUAUUAGU